AAUCUGUGCAAAACGCGAUGAUUCCUUUUUUUGAACGAGUUAAACCAAUAAAAAUGGAGAAACUUUCAGUAUCCACAGUAUCAAUAUGUAUUCAACACUGAGCUUUUCAUAGAAAAAAGAUUCUAUACGUAGGGUAGGUACGUAACUCUUACGUCUGUUGACGUCACUGGCUUGACCAUCAUUGUAAAAGAUGGAAACGAGUUGGUUAUCCAGUAUGGCGGAUGAGAAGCACAUUCUGUUGUCCGAAACCUCCAAUGUGAUAGAUGAAAAAUGGAUAAGAGAAAGAGUACAUUUAAAGCAUGAUAAUUUAGAUGAUGUUAAAUCAUUGUCGCUACCUGGAUCAUAUCAUGAGAAAAUAACGUUUCUUGGUACUUCGCUACAUAGUUUUACAAGAUUAAAACAUCUGGAUCUAUCACGGAACUCAGUGUGCAGUUUAGAGGGAAUCGGCCAUCUACAUAUGUUGGAGACUCUUAACUUAUAUUAUAACAAUAUAUCAACGCUGAGAGAUCUUUUUCAUUUAAGAACGCUGACAAAUUUAAAGGAACUGGACAUAAGGUUAAACCCUGUGACAAAAAAUGAAGCGGAUCAUCGACUCUUUCUUAUUCAUAUGUUGCCUUCACUCAGAAAACUUGAUGAUCGUUCAGUUAGAGAUAAGGAACGGAAAGCAGCUCUAAUGCAUUUUAAUGCUGAUCAGGCAUCAGAGUUUACAGAUGAAAGAAAUGAUGUUUAUGAUGAGGAUUUUGUUACACAAAAUCAUAGUUUGAAUAUUCCACAUGCUAAGCUUGUGAAAAAUAUUGGUACUAGAUCUGCUUUAGAUAAUGAUGAUAUAAUUUUGAUUGACUCAAUCACUCACAAACAAAACUCACGGAAACAUAGAAUUCCUGAGGUACAAGACUAUGGAAGACGUGAACUUGAUGAAAUGAUUGAUAAAGAAGAAAAGGAAGACAUUCUAACCAAAGCAAGAAACUUAAACAAGUUGAAGGAAGAAGAUGUUGCAAAGGAUUUAAUUGUUGACAUCAAUAACAAUAUAAAACAUUGUCGUCCUAGAUUGGAACUUUAUGCCCCUCAUCCAACACAUGGACAUUUUACUCCAACACCACAAAGAUACUCUCAAACAACUGAUCUAUAUGACAGCAAAGUUGCUGAAAGGUCAAGUCAAUCAACUCUUACACAAGAUGUUGUCAACCAAUCACGAAGUGAUCUUGACGAAAUUGUUAGUGAUGGAAAGCAUCACGUGAUGCGGUCACGUGAUACAGAAAGCUUGUCCUCAAGUGUGAGCAAUGCUGGAGGUAAUCAGCCAACCCCAUCAAACAACAGCAACGAACUUCGUCUUCUUCAUAAGUUGAUGGAUCUUGUUGAUAAAUAUUGGAAUGGUUCAAGAUCUCUUCACAAUCAUGUGAAAUUUAGAGAACUUGCUGUUGCCUUGUUAAAGUCUUAUGGUUCAUCAAUAGAACAUCCAGAACGCGAUUUGACUAGUUUAAAGAAAUUACGAGAAGAUUUAUCCACGAAAGAAAAGGAAUUAAGUCAACUUUCUAAAACUUUAACAAAACAACAACAUACAAAUGAUGAACUACAGAGACAACUCGAAAGAGAAAUAUCGAAACGACAAUUAAACGAUGAAACAACGAAACAAUUAACGAGACUGCAUCAUAGGUUUGAAGCAACACAACAGGAAAAUGUAUCGUUGAAGGCAGCGUUAAAGGAGUUAGAAGAACAAAAGAAAUCAGAUGAUACAUCGACAGAAAUGCAGCGUCUUCAAGAUGAAAAUAUUCGAUUUAAAGAACGUUUUGAGCAACAAAAGGAAAAUAUUCAACAGCUGAAUGAUUUGGCGACAAUGUUACAAGAAAGUCAUAGAUCACUUGUUGCUACAAAUGAUCAUUUAUUGGUGGAAUUAUCUCAAGAAAAAGAUCGACAUCAAAGCGAAGUUAAUCAGCUACACUGGAGCUAUAAGCAGCUUAAAAAGUCUGUAGACUGGAUACCAUCCAUUGGAAAACUAAAUUGAAGAUCGAUCUUCUCAAUGGUAUGGUCACUUAAGAUGACGUAAUUAGUACAUAUGCGUGGGUAAGAAACGUGUUAAAGUGUGUAAAUAAUAUAUAAAUUGAGCAGUCGCUGGUCUUUGUUUCUGGUAAAACGUACAAAAUACUUUAAUGUUAUUAAAAUCAUUGUUAAAAUAAUCAUAAAAUAAGACAUUUGUAAUGUCACAUACGCUACUGAAGUUGCAACUUGUGAUUUUUACUUUUAACGAACCACAUGUUAAUAAUUGCUAAAACAUGAACAGCCAGGAGACUUCAGUGAGUUUUAUCAUAUGAAUUCAUCCCUUUGUAUCCACCAACAUACCCUGCGUCGGCUUUACCAUCAACAUCUACCCUUCCUUCUAAGCCUUUACCUUUACCAGUCUCGUCAAAUCUCUCUUUGUGAGAACCUGUGUAUUUUGAUGUAUCAGUCAAACGAUCUACACCUCCUGCUGUUGUUGUUUUCUAAAUGUUAAACAUUAAAGUCUUGUCACAUAGAUCCUACGGGUACAAAUAUUGUAAUGUUAAGCUCGCGUCAUUUUAUUGACUUAUUUUACUGUAAUUACGACAUCAACGUAACGAUAGAAAAGCGAAUUUUUUUCUCCCUUAGCAACGGGAACGCUUUCCAUUUAAGGCAUGUAACUUUUUCUAUCGCCGACUAUAGCGAAUAAAAAUGAUAUUUUUUUAAAACGAAAA
Messenger RNA from Xenia sp. Carnegie-2017, 2708 nucleotides. Its product is annotated as centrosomal protein of 72 kDa-like. The record is from RefSeq and is a predicted model, not a curated record. The transcript is spliced from 15 exons. NCBI's taxonomy places the organism in Eukaryota, Metazoa, Cnidaria, Anthozoa, Malacalcyonacea, Xeniidae. Bases 191 to 2002 code for a protein of 603 amino acids. Gene Ontology annotation, molecular function: protein binding.